GCCUGCCUUCAUGACGACACGGAUAGAGCUCCGCAAGGUCCACGUCGUGGGCGACAACCCCACCAAGUUCGACGCGCCCAUUCGACUCCACCUCGUGCUGGAAGUGUUUGAGCAGGUGCCGCGCGAUGCAAUCGAUGUGUCCUUCACCUGGUCGCCCGUGUGGGACUUUCCCGUAGACCAGAAGCUAGAUGAGAUGGAGGUGGGUCCGUUCACCACGCUGGGCAAGCACGAGUUCACGAUCGAGAGCGAUCCGCCGGAUGUGUCGCAGAUACCCGACCCUACAGGGCCCACGGCACUUAUCAUUUCAUUCAAGUACAGCGAACAGGAGUUCCUUCACAUUGGGUACAACGUCGUCGUCACCUGUGAAGGAGAAAUGCCGGACGUGUUCACCUCCGCGUCGCAGCUAACCCGCGAAAUCGGAAAGUGCUACCCCAAGUUGCGCGAAAUAACGUGGGACACAAACGAAUCGUCCCCAUCAACGUCCUCAGCGGAGUCUAGCGAAGAGGAGUCGGAAGACGCGGACGAAGCGCCGGAGAAGCGCGCUCGUUUGGAAGAUUGA
This is a messenger RNA of Leptomonas pyrrhocoris, 559 nucleotides long. RefSeq names its product anti-silencing protein a-like protein. Gene Ontology annotation, biological process: DNA replication-dependent chromatin assembly. The transcript has a single exon. NCBI's taxonomy places the organism in Eukaryota, Euglenozoa, Kinetoplastea, Trypanosomatida, Trypanosomatidae. Gene Ontology annotation, cellular component: nucleus. Gene Ontology annotation, molecular function: histone binding. The record is from RefSeq and is a predicted model, not a curated record. The coding region runs from base 11 to 559 and encodes 182 amino acids.